CAACGACACGUCACCAUGUCUGAUCCCCACAAGUUGAUAAGCAAAGCUGAUAACUUAACAACGCUCAGUCUCACAAGGUGGAGUGUAGAUUGGGGAGGUGCUACUGUACUUUAUGAGCAAGCUGCUAAUGGGUUAAGAGUAGCCAAGAACUACGAGAGAGCAAAAGAAGCUUUUGAGAAAGCUUCUAAAGGACAUGAGAUGCUGUGUUCACCUUGGGAUGCAGCUAAGAACAUGGAAUCUGCCGCGGCUAUGUCAAAAGAACUAAGCAAUUGGAGAGAAGUUUGUGACUUGUAUCGAAGGGCAUCUGAAUUGUACAUUGAGUGUGGUAGAUCACAACCUGCAUCAGAUGCUCUUGCAAAGGGAGCCCGUGCUUUGGAAGAUUCUAUGCCUGACGAAGCUGUUAAGCUAUAUACUGAUGCUUGUACGAUUCUUGAAGAGGAUGGAGGAGAACAAAUGGCCUUUGAUCUAUAUCGUGCCGCCACUAGUGUUUACAUUAAACAUGAGAAAUAUACAGAUGCUGCAUCUUUCCUUCUGAGAUUGGGUUUAGCAGCUGACAAGUGUAAUGCUACUAAUAGCCAGUGCAAGGCAUAUCUUGGUGCAAUUAUUGUCUACCUUUAUGCUCAAGACUUUAUGCAAGCAGAGAAGUGCUACAAUGACUGCUCUCAGAUUGAUGCUUUUCUCAGAAGUGAUCAGAACCGUUGUGCUAGCAAGCUUCUUGCUGCAUUCAAGGAUGGAGACCUUGAAGAAAUCAAACGUAUCACUCAAUCCAGCACUAUUUCGAAUCUUGAUCAUGUGAUUAUUAGGCUAGCAAGAAAGUUGCCGACAGGUGAUGUGAAUGCAUUGAAGGCUGAGACUGGCAAAGAGGAAGAACAACCACUGGAUGAAAAUGACCUGACCUGA
Molecule: messenger RNA, 900 nt
Organism: Abrus precatorius (Indian licorice)
Lineage: Eukaryota; Viridiplantae; Streptophyta; Magnoliopsida; Fabales; Fabaceae
Product: gamma-soluble NSF attachment protein-like
Exons: 9
Biological process (GO): intracellular protein transport
Cellular component (GO): SNARE complex; vacuolar membrane
Molecular function (GO): syntaxin binding; soluble NSF attachment protein activity
Source: RefSeq, a predicted model, not a curated record